This is a messenger RNA of Canis lupus familiaris (dog), 765 nucleotides long. RefSeq names its product MHC class II DR alpha chain (gene DLA-DRA). The transcript has 4 exons. Gene Ontology annotation, cellular component: MHC class II protein complex; membrane. The coding region runs from base 1 to 765 and encodes 254 amino acids. Gene Ontology annotation, molecular function: MHC class II protein complex binding. Lineage: Eukaryota; Metazoa; Chordata; Mammalia; Carnivora; Canidae. The record is from RefSeq and is marked provisional. Gene Ontology annotation, biological process: immunoglobulin production involved in immunoglobulin-mediated immune response; antigen processing and presentation of exogenous peptide antigen via MHC class II; immune response.
AUGACCAUAAGUGGAGUCCCAGUGCUAGGAUUUUUCAUCAUGGCUUUCCUGAUGGGUCCUCAGGAAUCAUGGGCUGUCAAAGAGGAGCACGUAAUCAUCCAGGCUGAGUUCUAUCUGACCCCUGACCCAUCAGGCGAGUUCAUGUUUGACUUCGAUGGUGAUGAGAUUUUCCACGUGGAUAUGGAAAAGAAGGAGACGGUGUGGCGCCUUGAAGAAUUUGGACGUUUUGCCAGCUUUGAGGCCCAGGGUGCCUUGGCCAACAUAGCUGUGGACAAAGCUAACCUUGACACAAUGAUAAAGCGCUCCAACCACACCCCGAACACCAAUGUACCUCCAGAGGUGACUGUGCUCUCAAACACCCCUGUGGAACUGGGAGAGCCCAACAUCCUCAUCUGUUUCAUCGACAAGUUCUCCCCACCAGUGAUCAAUGUCACGUGGCUUCGAAAUGGAAACCCUGUCACCACAGGAGUGUCAGAGACAAUCUUUUUGCCCAGAGAAGACCACCUUUUCCGCAAAUUCCACUAUCUCCCCUUCCUGCCCUCAGCCGAGGACGUUUAUGACUGCAAGGUGGAGCACUGGGGUUUGGAUGAACCUCUUCUCAAGCACUGGGAGUUUGAACCACCAACCCCCCUCCCAGAGACAACAGAGAAUGUGGUGUGUGCCCUGGGCCUGAUCGUGGGUCUGGUGGGCAUCAUUACUGGGACCAUUUUCAUCAUCAAGGGCAUGCGCAAGGUCAAAGCUGGUGAACGCCGAGGGCCUCUUUGA